AGACAUCAGUGGAUUUCGGUUAUUUACGCGAUGAUCAACACAUUAACUGGAAAACACAUACUAGCUAUUAAAUAUAAGUGUUUAGAGUGUUUAUUAUUAGUUUAUCAGAGGCAAAAUGUUUCGGACCUGUCGCCAGCAUCGCGACCGACAUCGCGCAUCAGUCGUCCCGAAAAACGAAAAUGGCCACCUUCUUCGGCGAAGUCUUGCCGAUUCAUUCCCGCGCCGUCGACGACAACGAAGACGAGAACGUCGAAACGCCUAGCGUCUUCUUCGACUUGGACUCUAAGUACGACGACGUCUCGUCCCUACCGGCCUACGACCUCGUCUGCGUCGCGACGGGCGCGGCGCCCAACAUCUUCGCGCAAUGCUACCUCCUCCCGGACUCGUACCAAGUCCUCGGCAGCAUCCGACUCAACGCGUCCCGUCACGACGCAUCGGACCCUUCUUCCUCAGCGGUUUGGGGCCUGGAUUACAUGCGACGGCCCGAUACGCUGGGCAAGUUGCUCCACUACGCGGGCCACGGGAACGGCGUCCUCUACUGCGUGUGCGAGAAAGAGGUGCCACCGGAGAACUGCGCCGCAAUCGCUCGUCACUUCGUUCAACUCUCCAAAUCGACUAACGUCACGUCGGUGUCGUUCACGGCACUGCCGGCGAGCGAGUACAAGUCAAAAGGACGGCCGGAGUUCCCGCUGCUGCGCCAGCUGCGGACGUGCUCGUUCAAGAGCGGCCCCGAAGAGACGGUCCCCGAUCUCGAGACCCCGAACACGGUGUCUGGGCUGUCGGCGGCGAUGUUGACGGAGUGCGAGGUCGGCGGCAUGUCGGGCGUGCUGUACGUGCUCUACUGCGACACGGCUGAGGUGGACUCGUCGGUGGUGAGGGCCCUCGAACCCGCGCUGAAGCUGCCCUGCCUCCAGGCCUUGAGCCAGCCCGUCGAGUCGUGCAGGAUCGAGCUGCUGCGGAGGGUUCGAGACUCCAGAAUUGAUCGGGGGAACUUGUACUUUUAAAAACGCGGGACACGUUUGUUUUUUUCCCUUUCUUUUGAGAGACGGAGAGAGAGGACUCUGUGGGAUGGAAUGUGUUCCUGCAUGAUCUAUAUUCUUUAGUCUUUGUUGUGUAGUUUGUUCCCAUAGUUUUGUUUUUCUUUUUCGAAAAUAAAUGGCCAUGCCUACAAGGAA
Messenger RNA from Ixodes scapularis (black-legged tick), 1175 nucleotides. Its product is annotated as proteasome assembly chaperone 1. The record is from RefSeq and is a predicted model, not a curated record. The transcript has a single exon. Bases 180 to 1004 code for a protein of 274 amino acids. Gene Ontology annotation, biological process: proteasome core complex assembly. Gene Ontology annotation, cellular component: endoplasmic reticulum. NCBI's taxonomy places the organism in Eukaryota, Metazoa, Arthropoda, Arachnida, Ixodida, Ixodidae. Gene Ontology annotation, molecular function: proteasome binding.